AACCUCCCCACCCCAAUAGGAUCCGGUGGAAGAAAAGCCAGGCAAACACAAGCAGGCACACACCACUGAGAGAUCAGAACUUCUAGCUGGCUCUCUGCUGCCACAGCUCCACCAAAGGGCGGGGGGAGACGGAGGGAGCCUUGCCGACUAAACCCAGAGCUGAGAGGAGAGGCAGGUGGUGCAGGGGCGUCACCUGGAUCAUGAGGUCAUCCCUCUGCUGGCUCCUCCCACUUCUCCUCAUCUUGGCCUCAGAGGUCCAAGGCCAGCCAACAAGACGACCAAGACCCAGACCAAGGCUCCAGCCCAGACCCAGACUCAGGCCCACACCCAGCUUUCCUCAGCCCCAUGAGCCAUUGGAGCCUACAGACCUGCCUCCUCCCCUCCCACCAGGCCCUCCAUCUAUCUUUCCUGACUGUCCCCGGGAGUGCUAUUGCCCCCCUGAUUUCCCGUCUGCCCUCUACUGUGACAGCCGCAAUCUUCGAAAGGUCCCUCUCAUCCCAUCCCGCAUCCAUUACCUCUAUCUCCAGAACAACUUCAUAACCGAGCUCCCAGUGGAGUCCUUCAAGAACGCCACGGGCCUGAGGUGGAUCAACCUGGACAACAACCGAAUUCGCAAGGUGGACCAGAAAGUGCUAGAGAAACUACCCAGCCUGGUGUUCCUCUACAUGGAAAAGAACCACCUUGAAGAGGUGCCCUCGGCUCUGCCCCAGAACUUAGAGCAGCUGAGGCUAAGCCAGAACCAUAUCUCCAGAAUCCCACCCGGCGUCUUCAGCAAGCUGGAGAAACUGGUGCUCCUGGAUCUCCAACACAACAGGCUAAGCGACGGCGUCUUCAAGCCCGACACCUUCCAGGGCCUUAAAAACCUCAUGCAGCUCAACCUGGCUCACAACAUCUUGAGAAAGAUGCCACCCAAGAUCCCUGUGGCCAUUCACCAGCUCUACCUGGACAGCAACAAAAUCGAGACCAUCCCCAGCGGAUACUUCAAGGGCUUCCCCAACCUGGCCUUCAUUCGCCUCAACUACAACAAGCUCUCAGACAGGGGCCUCCCCAGGAACUCCUUUAACAUCUCCAACCUCCUCGUGCUCCACCUGUCGCACAACAAGAUCAGCAAUGUGCCUGCCAUCAGCAACAAGCUGGAGCACCUGUACCUCAACAACAACAGCAUCGAGCAAAUCAAUGGGACCCAGAUUUGCCCCAAAGAUCUAGUUGCCUUCCACGACUUCUCCUCGGAUCUGGAGAACGUGCCACACCUCCGCUACCUGCGGCUGGAUGGAAACUACCUGAAGCCGCCCAUCCCGCUGGACCUCAUGAUGUGCUUCCGCCUGCUGCAAUCUGUGAUCAUCUAGGCCUUACUCUGCCCCUGGAGAUCCUCUGGCCACACUUGAAUGCAGUGGCCCAGGUGCCUGUGCCCACCAUUUGUUUUCUCUGUCUCCUUUUCUUGCUCUCAGCUUUGCCUUUCUUAACCCACCCUCCUGAUGCAAGGACAAGCCACGUACUCUGCUGCCCCUGCAGCUUCUAGAGCAAGACUUCCAAAGGCUUGAUUUGGUCCACGCAGCUCAAAGACACCCACUGCACAUCCAUCUGGCCCCAGAAGCACAGAGGUGUGUCUAAAGACUUCAUAUUCUCUUCUCUCCCCUCCUCCCCUCAUCACUCCUGGGUAAGUCUGGGCUAUGAACUGACAUCUGGAUCUUGUCCUGGCCAAAGCAAGCAGAAGAUGGUCAGGGGAAGCCUAGAGGUGAGGUUUGGGAAGUCCUGCUGGAAACUCCUGCAUGGUGGGCAGCUCUGGCCCAAAGAGGCUGAGAAACCCGUGUCUCCCUGGCCGAGGAUCCCAUCUUCCAAAACUGCUGCUCCACCACCCCAUUCACUGGCACCAGACAGUGCACCAGCUCUGUGCCAGCCUGUGUUCUCCGGAAAGGAAGUGCAAGGGAACGGCUGAGGGAGGGCAGAGGGUCAGAGAUUCACACAAGGGCCUGCAUCAGGCUGUCUCUGCAUAGGGAUGAGAUGGGGCCCUCCUUCUCAGCACACAGCCUCCUGGCUGGUCCUCUCUGUUCCAAGAGUAAGAGCAGGGAGGAACAUUCCAGGAGAAGAAUGGCUCAAAAAACUAGGAAUCAGCUGGUGGGAGAGGGGUGGGAGUCAUAGACCCAGGCUGGGCCCCGUGUGGGUGCAGAUGGAUCCUGCUGCCCCCUUGGCCACUCUGGAUAAGAGGCCUGAUGCCCUGGGGAACACGGCAUCCACGGUGGAGUGUACAGAGCCACCAACCCUGCCCCGCCAUCUGUUCUCUAUCAGUGAGGAUGGCCCAGUUCUUUCCACUCCCGGGAAGCAGUUCCUGAGAAACUGCUCAAGAAGGGGUGGAGCACCUGGAAAUCUCCCAGAAGCCUCUUCCACUUAUGCAGAUCGGCCUCCCCUUCUAAGACAGACACAGCAGUGACACCUGGUGGCUGGUCCUGGCCACAUCCGGCUCCCGUGUUCCUGCUCCUCUCUCUGGUGUGAUUUUCCAAGAUCAAGGAGUUGGCCUCAGGUUCCAACUUGGAGAGCCAUGGGCGAUGUGCAUGGUCUCUCUCUCCUCUGGGGUCUAAAGGGCACAAAGGUACAGAGGCCCCAGGGUGGGGGAUCUGAUUCCCAUCAUGAGUGAACACAAGUGAGAACCUUCAGGAAGCCAGUUGAGGAUACAGUUUGUUCCGAUCUGCUCUCUUACCUUAUGGGUCCCCUCUGCUCUCAGCUUUCAUGUGGUACACCAAGGAGGUGGAUAAGAUCCCCCUCCAAGGACCCUCUGGCGCUCAUGUUCCUGUAUGCAGCUCUAUCCUUUAGACCGUGUUCUAAUGCAGGACGAGUCCUAAAUAUUAUCCCUUUCCCUUGCAAUAAUUUAUUCCCUGUAUGGACUCUCCUUCCCCCAGAGUUCCCACCCCACCCUGUCUGGCCCAGGUGAGCAGUGUGUCAGGCCUCUAAGGGAAGCCUGGGUUCCACAGGGCUGACUCAACUUCAUCUUCCCCUUAACUCCCUCUAGGGGAUGCUGCCCCUCUACAGCCUCUGAGUGUAUGUUGGUGGGGGUGGGGGCGUAUGUCCUAGAAAUGAUUAGGAUACAGUGCCCACUCCCAAGUUAGGUUGAAAAAAGUUCCAGAGAUGUUUAAGAAAUUGGAUUAAGCUAGGUCCCUAACUUCAAGAAAUUCCCAUUAUACUCAUUUUUCCCUUUUGCUAAUGUACAGAAUAUGGGCCCAUUUCAUUACAGCCUCCAUCCCCCAUGCUUGCAUACAACUGCUUCAUUCUUCGAGGCUGCAGCUGGUUUCUCCAAGACUUCUGCUUAGAGUCAAGAUAUUAUUGUGUCUGUAAGCAACCUGUUGCUAUGGCCUGGAUAAGCCCCUUCUGCACCUUAUCCCCACCUUGCGCCCUCAGCCCCUCUGAUGAGGCCCUCAGGGGAGCCCAGCUCCUGGGGCUCCCCGGGGAGGAGGGGUCAUUCCCCAGCUCCUGCCAAGCUGAAGUGUUUUGAUUCAGCAGCAACAAAAUCACCACCAUCCUAUUGCCGCAUCUAGCAUAUUUCUGCUUUCUCCAUUGCUCCCUGUAUCUGUAAACCAGAGGAAAUUAAAUUGGCUUUACAGCACCACCCUCCCACAUACAAUGUGCUGUUUUCCCUUGGGCUUAAGGAAGCCCCCUCCUCCAUAUACAAGUUAAUUCUCUCAGUGCUGCUGACAUAUGCACAUACAGGUGUGUAGGAAGGUGUGUAUGUAUGUGUACUCUGUACAUAUAUCUGUUCUUUCUUGAAGACCGUAUUAACUUUGUGCAACAACUUUGACAUUCCAGCACGCUUCACAGCAGAGAAAAUAAAGUUAUAUGAAAAAUA
Messenger RNA from Orcinus orca (killer whale), 3835 nucleotides. RefSeq names its product proline and arginine rich end leucine rich repeat protein (gene PRELP). Gene Ontology annotation, molecular function: protein binding; heparin binding. The transcript has 3 exons. The record is from RefSeq and is a predicted model, not a curated record. Gene Ontology annotation, cellular component: extracellular exosome. The coding region runs from base 201 to 1346 and encodes 381 amino acids. NCBI's taxonomy places the organism in Eukaryota, Metazoa, Chordata, Mammalia, Artiodactyla, Delphinidae.